Linderina pennispora is the source of this 1151-nucleotide messenger RNA. RefSeq names its product tRNA-intron endonuclease catalytic domain-like protein. The coding region runs from base 189 to 734 and encodes 181 amino acids. NCBI's taxonomy places the organism in Eukaryota, Fungi, Kickxellomycota, Kickxellomycetes, Kickxellales, Kickxellaceae. Gene Ontology annotation, biological process: tRNA splicing, via endonucleolytic cleavage and ligation; tRNA-type intron splice site recognition and cleavage. The record is from RefSeq and is a predicted model, not a curated record. Gene Ontology annotation, molecular function: tRNA-intron lyase activity; nucleic acid binding. The transcript has a single exon.
GCUCAUUGCAAGUGUAUGAAAAAAGUGUAAUCAGCAAGACAAGAUACGUGUUCCAUACUCUUGCCAGCCCUCGCUCCUACAACAAGCCGUUGCCAUUGCUCAGGCAGCGUGCAGAUUUGAUCGCGCAUUGGCUUAGCUGAUUUUCGCUUCCUGAUACCCUCAACGUCUCUCCCGCCCUUUCGACAAGAAUGAGCCCCAGCCAGCCGCCUUUCGCGGUCGAGUGCACCGGCGGCAAUGUCCUGGUGACCGAUGUCGCCACGGCCAUGGCGCUGCGUCGCGACCACCGCAUCGUCGGCGCGCUAAUCGCCUCGCACCCGGCCAAGCCUCAGCAAAACAACUACCUUGGUCUCCCGCUGCAGCUGCUGCCCGAAGAAGCCGCCGUACUGCAGCAAACCAACAUCAUCACCAUUACCGGCGACAAAUUCGCCUGGCCGCAGUCCGACCGCGACACUGUGCGCCUCAAGCUGUACAAGCACUUCCGCGAGCUGGGGUACUAUGUCACACGGGCCGUGAAGUUUGGCGGCGACUUCCUUUUGUACCCAGGCGAGCCAAUGCGCUAUCAUUCACCGUUCGUAGCCACCCUGGUUGGGUUUGACGAGAAGUUCAGGCCCAGGGAGCUGGUUGCGCUGGGGAGACUUGGCACCAACGUCAAAAAGACCAGGCUGAUGUGCGCGUGGGAUGCGGACCGCCAGACAUUCAGCAUUAUCAGCAUGAACUGGUCUGCCAUGGGCUGAUGAUCCGCAUAACGAAAUCGCCCACCUUUGAAACCAAGCAUACAUACUGUUUCUCUACAUUCUUCUGCCUCCAACAUCUGCGUCGCCCAACGUGUCUAAGAAAGUAAAAUACCAUCGGAUAGUAUAAAAGUAGACGGGAAUAUAAAUUUUUAAGGAGGUUUUCCAAGUGAGAGCGAGCAAGAAGAAGGAAAGACUCUAGUUCUUUGUGCUGGUGAGCUUGCCGUAGAUGUGCAGCAAGAACACCGACGCAAUGAACACAAGGCUGAGCACAAGCACAACCACCGGAUCCACCUUGAGGCCCGGCGCAUCGUCCGUGUACAGCCGCAUCAUCGUCUGAGUGCUGCCCGUGGCCCGCGACACCUGCCGCCCAGUAGCUCCACCGCGGCUCGAUGCCUGAGAGCCACCACGACGAGCCCU